Planococcus citri (citrus mealybug) is the source of this 1166-nucleotide messenger RNA. RefSeq lists its product as uncharacterized. The transcript has 3 exons. The coding region runs from base 662 to 958 and encodes 98 amino acids. Lineage: Eukaryota; Metazoa; Arthropoda; Insecta; Hemiptera; Pseudococcidae. The record is from RefSeq and is a predicted model, not a curated record.
AUGCUAAAGUUAGUACUUUUCAAUAAAAUUCAUUUUUUUUUUAUAACAGCGUUUCGUACGCAGAUAGUGCAGGUCGUAAUUUCAAUUACGGUUCUUUUGUAGUGGCAGUACGGCAAUAGACAAUCUCUACAGAAAAAACGUGGAAUUUUUUAAACUUGAAAAUAAUAACAUUAAAUGUUCACAUUUCAAAAUAUUUUCAAUAAUAAUGACAAUCAAAUAAGGGGAAAGCUUUUAUGUUAUUAGAGCUUUUUUGACACAGAAUCCGAUUUGAGAUUUGACAAACGUUUUCCUAUUUCUUUACAGAAUCAUUUUAAAUUCCCCAUUUAUCGUAAUGCUAAUUUUGGUUGAAUUUGUUUGUUGAUAAUAGGGGUGUUCGAGCGCUCUCUCCGCCAUCCAGCGCUCAGAACCCCUAAUUUUUUACAUUUUCUCUAAAUUCUGUAGCGUUUGUAGAGCGCUCGAACACUACCUACAAGAAAAAAAAAUAAGUAACAGACGAAUCACUGUUCGUCAGGUGACGUCACCUGACGUUUCAUUGAAAUUUGAAAUCGUCUAAUUUGCGCCUAUAUUUCAUCAUACUACCAAUGAUGCAAGUGUGAACUUUUUGAAGUGACUGUCGAAGAAAAUAGGAUCAUUUCAGCGCUCCAAUUUCCAUUCCCGCCAUAUGGGUUCUACUUUUGUUACAAUGAUGUUAAUGAAGUGGAGGUUUGAAAGAUAUCGAGAAGAAAUAAGGAGAAACGAAGAAAAAACUGAAGAAAUGAUAGCCGAAAUCCGAAGGUUCAAAGAAGAAAACCGAAGCACAGAAGAAGAAAUCCAAAGGUUGGAAGAAGAAAUCCGAAGGAUGGAAGAAGAAAACCAAAGGACGGAAGAAGAAAACCAAAGGACGGAAGAAGAAAUCAAGAAAACAAAGGAGUCACAAAGAUCAUGGCUUGAUAGGUUGUUUGGGUGGAAGACCAAUUGAAACUGUUAUUCAGUUUGUUUUUUAUUAAAACAUCAGUACGGCAAUAGACAAUCUCUACAGAAAAAACGUGGAAUUUUUCAAACUCAAUUAUUUAAACUUGUAAAAUAAUAACAAUGUUCACAUUUCAAAAUAUAUUUUCAAUAAUAAUAACAAUCAAAUAAGGGGAAAGCCUUUAUGUUAUUAGAGCCUUUUUUGACACAGAAUCCGA